Molecule: messenger RNA, 2591 nt
Organism: Thamnophis sirtalis
Lineage: Eukaryota; Metazoa; Chordata; Lepidosauria; Squamata; Natricidae
Source: RefSeq, a predicted model, not a curated record
CGUUGGUAAGGGGAGGAGCCACGGCCUCGACGACGGGAUAGGCCUGGCGCGGCGAGAGGCUGCCGCACAACGACCCUGCGAGGUUUUUCCUCUAAGAUGGAAACUUGGCUAGUAAGAAAGAGUGGCUCUUUGACUUCUUCCUAGUUGGUGCAUCUCAUGGAUUCUCCUAGCAGACAAUGGAGCACCUCUCAAGCGAUGGGCCCCAAAUCUUGCAGCCAAAGGAGGAGAGCUGCUCUGCAAGGCAAGAGGCAGGCAGCAGUGGGGACCAUCUCUCCGAGGCCCCCCCAGAAACCAAGCUCCCCUUUUCCAACGAUCCUUUCAGACUGCAGUUAGAAGGAUCCCAAGCCCCAGCUGGGCUCAAGUCAUUCACUCCAAAGCCUCCCCGUAAACCGAGGCUGGAGCGGACGUCAUCUCUGGACGAACUGAUCUGGCGGAGGAGGAGGAGGCCUUUCAGAAUGAAUCAAGGGAAUUCGGUUGAUUCCACUGAGGGGGGCUCCUCCGAUGGGUCUUUCCAGGGAGAGAGCCCCACCAAGCAGGAAGGCGCCUCCAGCGGCAACCACCGCCAUCUCCAGCCUCGGCAUGACUUGAACCCAGGCUCCGAGGGUCCCCACCUCAGCCAAAGCAGACCCAGCCUUUCAGCUUCACCCCGGAAGUUGUCCAAGGUCUUGGCCUCCCAGCCUCCACCUCCUCUGGAACUUGAGGGCUCCUUUCCUUCUCUGAGGACAACUAAUAGGAUUGACCCAGAUUGCGCGGAGUACAAGUUGGGCUCCUGGAGGGGGCUUCCAAGAGCAGGCAGCAGCUGGAGCGACACGCAGCUUCAGAGCCGGGGAAUGGCUUGCGAACACUGCUUGGCCGCCUCCACCAAAUCGACCUUCAGCCUACUGGCCCCCAUCCGGAUCACCGACGUGAGAAACAGAAGCUACUUGGAAGGCAGCCUUCUUGCUAGUGGUGCCCUCCUGGGAGCAGAAGAGCUGAACCGGUAUUUUCCUGAUCGCAACAUUGGCAUCUUUGUAGCCACCUGGAACAUGCAGGGCCAGAAGGAGCUCCCUGAGGUGCUGGAUGACUUCCUGUUGCCGUCUGAGCCCGAUUAUGCACAGGACAUGUAUGUGAUAGGGAUCCAAGAAGGCUGUCCAGAUAGGCGAGAGUGGGAGAUUCGCCUGCAGACAACGCUGGGCCCCCAGUACGUCAUGUCUUACGCAGCUGCUCACGGGGUCCUUUACCUGGCCUUCUUCCUGCGAAGGGACCUCAUCUGGUUUUGCUCAGAGGUGGAAUAUGCCACAGUGACCACGCGCAUCGUGUCUCAGUUCAAGACCAAGGGUGCGCUGGGAAUUUGCUUCACGUUCUUCGGCACGUCCUUCCUUUUCAUCACUUCCCAUUUUACCUCUGGAGACGGCAAAGUCAGUGAGAGGCUCCUGGAUUACCACAAAACCAUCCAGGCUCUUUCGCUGCCCAGAAAUAUUCCAGAUACCAACCCCUAUCGAUCGAAUUCCUGUUCUCUAUUUAAGGGGUUCCAAGAGGCCCCCAUCUUUUUCCGUCCUUCCUACAAGUUUGACGUUGGACAGGACACCUAUGACACAACCUCCAAGCAGAGGACACCUUCAUAUACGGACCGGGUCAUCUAUCGAAGCCGCCACCCAAAUGAGAUCCAUGCUGUGAAGUACUCGGCCUGCUUUGGGAUCAGGACGUCCGAUCACCGCCCUGUGUAUGGCUUGUUCCGUGUCAAAGUGAGACCUGGGAGGGACAACAUCCCACUGGCUGCAGGCCUGUUUGAUCGAGAACUUUAUUUGAUUGGCAUAAAGAGACGGAGCAAGAGGCAGCUUCAGAAAAAACAAGCUGUGAAAAACCAGAAAUCCAGCGCCGUCUGUUCUGUUUCCUGACCAAAUCCAUUAACCCGAGAACUUCUGGGGCGAGUGGAAGGGCUUGUGGACCAGGUCUCCUUCAGCGCAUUCUCUGAAACCAGGCUGGGGAGGGGCUUCCACAGGGCCCCAAAAGCGAAGAGCUCUUUGAGGCUGGGAACGGCUGGGCAGCCAAGGGAUCAAGAUUUACCAAGCAUGGAGCUUCUUCCUGCUCGACAGGCCGUUGUUCCUGUAUCCUGUUGCUUGAGGAAAGUAAACCUGCAGGGUGUUGGCAUUUACACCAGCCACAAACAUUUCUUAGGUUUUCUGAGGAUCAUACCUUGGGAACAAAGGAACACAUUCUCUAAGCUUUGUUUUGUUCACCUGCAGCUGAAUUAGAGUCUAAUUUGGUCCCACAAACCAACAUUUUUCCUAAGAAUUCUAGAAAGGUCCCUGAAAUGCCAGAUGGGCAAGGGAAGACUCAGAAAGCACCAGCAUGGGAGUCUAUAAGACAAGCCAGCUUCCACCAACUACAUUUUUUUUUAAAUCCAUUAACUUAAGAAAUAGUGGAAACCAGUUUCACUCAACACACAGCCUUGACUGGCUGCAAAAAUCAGUAUUUUCAAUAGCAAAGGCCAAUUUUUAGCCAAUGCCAACAGUUGAUAGUUAAGAAAUGUUUUCCCCUUCAUCAUUUUCCUGGAUUGUGUUUCAGUUUGCAAUUCCUUGAAAUAAAAGGAUGAUCCAGAACUUUUAAAA